Lepisosteus oculatus (spotted gar) is the source of this 3130-nucleotide messenger RNA. RefSeq names its product GRB2-associated binding protein 2 (gene gab2). NCBI's taxonomy places the organism in Eukaryota, Metazoa, Chordata, Actinopteri, Semionotiformes, Lepisosteidae. Gene Ontology annotation, molecular function: transmembrane receptor protein tyrosine kinase adaptor activity. Gene Ontology annotation, biological process: signal transduction. The record is from RefSeq and is a predicted model, not a curated record. Gene Ontology annotation, cellular component: cytoplasm.
UGUUACAGAUGUGGAUCUUUAAGGAAGUAGCUACUGUCCUUUAUUGUACAGUGAUCGACCACUGGGUGUUACUGCUUUGCAAUAUGGACAUACAGUUCCUUCAUUUCACAAUGAUUUAAGAUCCUUAUUCAAAUAGGCCCAUAAGAGAGAUGCAAUUUCUUGAUGACCAGAUCCUGACCAGCCUUCUCACUACUUAACAUUGCUGAAUUCCGUUUUGAAAUCUCACUUUAGAUAUAAACCUCUGCAGUUUCUCUGCUGUGAGGUUCUGACUGUAGGCUGACUCCCACUAAGCAAGGGAGUGACCCUGGAUUGAACUUUCUCCCGUCUCUUUCUGUGAUUCUACUAACUUUUUCCAGUAUCUAAUUACCGUUUUUCCUAUGAAGUUUUUUUUCCCUUUGUGUUCGCCACAUUGUAUCAUGAAUUGUGUUAUACAUCCCUAUUGCACAUAACUAUCAUGGUAUUAAAAAAUCACAACACAGCAGAACAAAAAAUCCAAAAAAGUGCAAAUCAAUAAUUUAUUACAUGAAUCGAAUGCUUAUAUUGUGAGCUUUAAAUACCACACUGUACCUUCCACAGUGUUUUCUGUCUUAAUCUGUUUUGCUGGUCUUCCCUUUAAGCCCAUCCUAUUCAGUGCUGUAGGCGUGGUGAGUACUGGAAACAAACAGCAGACUCUUUACUUCCUACAAAACGAUAGCUGGUGUUUGCCAGCUAUCGGACAGGGUUAACUGCUGUCAGUGUGCACUGGCUUGCGCUUCGCACUGAAGGGAUAUACUGUACUACGCGUUCUGUAACCGAGAAGAAGCAUUGUCCAUUGUUCGCUGUCCUGCAGAGUUGGUGGUUUGUUAAAUGGGGAAGCAGAUUGCACCAAAGCGUGUGUGAUAUUGAUAGCACUGCAUUCUCCAUGCCAGCAUGAAGUAAGCAGGACCAGAGAUUGAAGGGGUACAAGUCUCUUGCGCUGAAUGCUGUAACUGGAACCAAGCGCAAACUUCCAGCAUUCUCAUCAGGAUGAGUGGAGGAGAAAUUAUCUGUCAAGGCUGGUUGCGAAAGUCACCACCGGAGAAAAAAUUAAGAAGAUAUGCCUGGAAAAAGCGAUGGUUUAUCCUGCGCAGUGGGAGGAUGAGUGGAGACCCAGAUGUGCUGGAGUACUACAAGAACGAUCACUCCAAGAAGCCAAUUCGGGUCAUUGAUCUGCAUUGCUGUGAGCAGGUGGACGCCGGGCUGACAUUCAACAGGAAGGAUUUCCAGGACAGCUUUGUCUUUGACAUCAAGACCUCCGAUCGCACCUUCUACCUGGUGGCGGAAACAGAGGAUGACAUGAACAAGUGGGUGCGUUGCAUCUGCCAGAUCUGCGGGUUCAACCAGUCCGAGGAAAACAAUGAUUCUGGAAGAUCCAUGACAACAAGUCACAUGCCCCGCUCCAUGCCUGCUGACCUGAGUGGCUCUAUUGCACCGCUGAUUGGACAGCGCAAAUCUUCUGCCCCAUCCCACUCCAGCCAGCCGGUGCUCUUCACCUUUGACGUGCCCGAGCGUCACUCCCACAACACCCUGUCCACCAGCGCCCCCCAGGACUACCUGUUUCUCCACCAGUGUAUGAGCAAGUCCAACGAGGGUGCCAGGAGUGCCAGUUUCUCCCAGGCCACCAGGGGCAAUCUUCUAGUGGGCAGUGAUUCAGCAGUUCAGAAAAUUUCUCAUGGGUUCUCCCACUGCCUUAAUGGAAUGGGUGCCCAGCUUCAUACCUUCUACAGCUUACCCAAGCCUGGCAAGCAGCAACAGUCUUCACUUGGAGACUCCCCACGGGACAGCUCCUAUGACCUGCCUAGGAGUUAUGGUUCGGAGGGGCAUGUGUGUUCCAGUCUGCCAGAACUGGAGCUGGAAGCCGACGAGGUGUACACCUUCAAGACUCCCAACAACGCCCCAGCUGGCCCCCGCAGUGACCGCUCACCUGACAACUGUGACUUCCACGUGUCCGCCAGCUCCUUCUACCACGUCCCGCGGACCUUCGACAAGAACCACAAUGCCCUGGCGCCGGCAGGCUCAGAGUCCCCUGGCCUACCUCCUCCUCGGCCCCCCAAGCCAGGCCACAGCUCAGAGGUCAAGUGGGGAAGCCCAAAGUCAAUGGGAGCUCCCAAUGGAGAGGCGGCCUCUGUGUCUGCCAUCCCUAGGAGAAACACCCUACCAGCGGUGGAGAACAUCAGAUUACACAGAGGCUCGUCUUUUGAAACGAACGACCAUCAUAAACAGGCCAGCCUCGGCAACAACGGCCAGUCUAUGGAGUCAGUCAAUGAUGGUUUCAGCUCUUACCUGAGAACAAAGGCUCGUUCAGACAGUGGGGACUCGGAGGACAAUUAUGUGCAAAUGAACCCGGGCUCUUCCUCUUCGCCCUUCAACUCCUCUCUGGCUGACAGUUCCCAGAAUGUCUACAUCCAGAUGAGCCCCGGGCCUCAUCACUUUGACUUUCCAGGCUUCUCUGCUACCCUGCCGGCCCGGAAAGGCAGCACCGCCUCCCUGUGUCACCGACCGGGGCGGCUCAGUGACAUCACUCCUCCCCCUGUCAACCGUAACCUCAAACCUGACCGCAAGACAAAGCCAACACCGCUGGACUUGAGAAACAAUGCUAUUAUUGACGAGCUCCCAUUCAAGUCCCCUGUCACCAUGUCUUGGACUAGGCCCAUGCCGGUCAUGAACUCGCAGCACUGUCGACCCAUAUCCACACAAAGCAUCACCAGCACGGAUUCGACAGAAAGUGAAGAAAACUACGUUGCAAUGCAAAACCCAGUGUCGACCUCUCCAGCAGUGAGUGGCACGAGCAGCCCUGCACCUAGGAAAAGUGGAAACGUUGACUACCUUGCCUUGGACUUCCAACCGAGUUCCCCCAGUCCACACAGAAAGCCUUCCACGUCCUCUGUCACCUCUGACGAAAAGGUGGAUUACGUGCAGGUCGAUAAGGAGAAGACACAAGCGCUCCAGAAUACCAUGCAGGAAUGGACAGAUGUCCGCCAGUCAACAGAGCCGGCCAAGGGGGUCAAGUCUUGACAGUAAACUACAGCUAAAGUGAAAGAUACAGCUGUUGCUGGAAUAUGACACAAUGUCACAAUGUUCUCACUUCAAAUAAACAUCCAUGUUGCCAUGA